Molecule: messenger RNA, 1701 nt
Organism: Rhagoletis pomonella (apple maggot)
Lineage: Eukaryota; Metazoa; Arthropoda; Insecta; Diptera; Tephritidae
Exons: 1
Source: RefSeq, a predicted model, not a curated record
AUGAAGUCAACUUCGACACCAACAGUGCUUCAGGUUUGUGACAGCAACCAAGAGGUUCUACUUGCGACUGCCGUGAUUCAGCUUCGUAGUCAAUCGGGUACAACGAUUUUCGCUCGUGCACUGCUUGAUUCCGCCUCGCAGUUGCAUUUCAUAACUGAGCGCUUGGCUCAGUUACUUCGUGUACAUCGCAAAAAGGUUCCACUGGAAAUCAGUGGCAUAGGAUUAUGCGGAUCAAGGUCGCAGUUCCUAUGCAAGGUGGAGAUACGCUCUCAACACACAGCAUAUUCAUCGACCAUAGAUGCGGUCAUCAUGAACGCAAUAACGACAUGCCAACCGCGCACACCACUGAACACCAUCGCAUGGAACAUACCAAAGAACAUCAACUUGGCUGACGAUAAUUUCAACAAGCCAGGCCCAGUUGAUCUUCUGAUUGGAGCGAGCAUUUUUUAUGACUUGCUGUUGACUGGACAGAUCAAGUUGGGCGACAAUCUGCCUGUCCUUCAAAAAACUAAGGUUGGGUGGGUGGUCGCUGGAGCUGUCACAAUCCCACCACUUAUAUCUUCGGCGUCAUUGGUCGCAUCAUACACCACCUCAGUAGGCACCGACUGCAUACUAUCUAACGCAUGGCCAUCGCAAAUCUCCUUUGAUUCGAAGGUAACGGAAGCUUCGUCACUCACCUUGGAACCGUCACUUGAUCAGAUUUUGGAAAGGUUUCGGCUUAUCGAACACAAUCCACAUCAAACACCACCAAGUCUAACUGCUGAUGAAAUUGAGUGCGAAAAAUUCUUCGCAGAGACGACAAAGAGAUGCCCCAACACCAAUAAGUUCAUCGUUCGUUUGCCUUUUAAGGAAUCACCACAGUCAUUGGGCAGCUCGUAUGAUAUAGCACAAAAACGACUAGUGUCCAUCGAAAUCAAACUUCGUCGCAACAAAUGUCUCGAGCGAGACUACUAUUCCUUCAUGAAAGAAUACAUCGAGCUUCAUCACAUGAUUCGCAUACCUCACCCUGGUAGCUUCGUAAACUACAUACCACACCAUGCAGUCGUGAAGUUGGAUAGCAGCACCACCAAACUUCGCGUCGUGUUCGAUGCGUCGUGUAACGGCAAAUCACUCAACGACAUUCUUCGAGUUGGACCUACAGUGCAAGAUGAUUUGUUUUCAAUUCUCCUUAGAUUCAGAAGGCAUGUCUUUGUGCUGAUGGCUGACGUCGCAAAGAUGUAUAGACAAAUCAUCGUGGACAAGCAAGAUGCACAAUGGCAAUGCAUUUUGUGGCGCGAUGAGAUAACUGACCGCAUAAUCACAUACCAGUUACAAACAGUGACCUACGGUACGGCAUGUGCGCCCUACUUGGCCACAAAGUGUUUGCAGCAGCUGGCAUGCGAACACAUGUCAUCUCAUCCAAUCGGCGCUUACGCCGUCCAUAACGACUUUUAUGUAGACAACCUGAUGACGGGUGCCUCCACUAUUGAAGAAGUUGUCGAAAUUAAGAAGCAAGUCAUCGAGGUGCUGAACAAUGGGGGAUUUCCAUUGAGGAAGUUCUCAUCAAAUGAUACACGCAUAAUCGCAGACGUACCAGAAGCAGAUCGUGAAGACGUCAUACAGCUUGAUGACAUUGACUACAUAAAGGCACUGGGCCUUAUGUGGUCCCCAUCGCAAGAUAGUUUUUUGUUUCGCUACACACCACCACCACCAUCAUCGAAA